AUGUCAAACGCCAACCCAAGUCUCGAAAGUAUCCUUUCCAGCACCAGAGACAGAUUAGACCUUCUGAGCACCAUCCAGAGUUUCUUCCUCAGAAACAAAUGCCAAGCUAUUUGGCACAGCGUCGAAAAUAGAGACACUAUGUACCCCGACCCUGGAAUAAUCUGUAUGACGAAGAUGUUGAAGAUGACGGAGGAUUUGAAAGACACAGCCCUGAAGAGAAUGUUCAUAUACAGAACUUCGGCUUCAAAGAUCCCGCACUUGUGGGAGGAAGUGAUGAGGUCUGCAGACGAAGACGAGGACAAUAAUCAGAAAUCUGAGAAAGAUAUCAGAACAGGCUGGCCCAGACAUACUCCGCACACGCUGGUUGAAGGAGAACGUAUUCAUGGAGCUCUUGGGUCAGAAGUCAAGGCAUUCGACAAAGUUCUGCUACAAGAAGCUGAUAUACAGUCUCAUAAUGGUAUGCGGACUCUGAUUAGCUCUGAGGAGAAGGAAAUGAAGCCUUGGAAGAGGUUAUCUGAUAGGAAAUGA
Messenger RNA from Botrytis fragariae, 528 nucleotides. RefSeq lists its product as uncharacterized. The transcript is spliced from 3 exons. The record is from RefSeq and is a predicted model, not a curated record. The coding region runs from base 1 to 528 and encodes 175 amino acids. Lineage: Eukaryota; Fungi; Ascomycota; Leotiomycetes; Helotiales; Sclerotiniaceae.